Cuscuta epithymum is the source of this 2292-nucleotide messenger RNA. The record is from the annotation of a GenBank genome assembly. NCBI's taxonomy places the organism in Eukaryota, Viridiplantae, Streptophyta, Magnoliopsida, Solanales, Convolvulaceae.
AUUUGCUGACUGAGAGAUGCGGACAUGUACCCGUAUAUAUAGCUAAUAAAUUUCUUUGGCCGGCGUUAGGUCUGUAUCAGAGUUCUCCCUUCACUUCUUCGCCGUGUGAUGAGUAGACGUUGACCCGUCGUGAUCGGAGCAACUUUCUGAGUUUAUGGGGCACUGUUGCAGCAAGGUCGUCACCGACGACGGCGUCGUCACACCGGCAGGUGGCGUCGUCACCACUGCAGCUGCCGCCGGGGACGGCCAGCGCCCCAAACCGCCUACUUCCCCGGCACCUUUUCAACAUUCCUCCACGAAUGGGAUCGAUGAGAGUCAUUCCAGCAAGAACACUCCGGCUUAUUCCUUCACCGCCAGUCCAUGGCAGAGCCCCUACCCGGCUGGCAUCGGUCCCUCGCCGUCUCCGGCUGCAACUCCGAGGAGGAAAUUCAAGUGGCCAUUCCCUCCCCCAUCUCCUGCGAAGCCUAUAAUGUCGGCUCUGCUGAAGCGGCAGGCUCCCGCUUCAACUAGACCAAGGGACGGGCCAAUUCCGGAGGAAAAUGGAGGCGGAGGAGGAGAGAGGCAGCUUGAUAAGAGUUUCGGGUAUGCCAAAAACUUCGCGUCCAAGUAUGAGCUGGGGAAAGAGGUGGGUCGUGGGCAUUUCGGUCAUACUUGUCUGGCUAAAGGUAAAAAGGGAGAGCUCAAGAAUCAACCUGUAGCUGUGAAGAUCAUUUCCAAAGCAAAGAUGACAACUGCCAUAUCUAUUGAAGAUGUUCGUAGGGAAGUGAAAAUUUUAAAAGCGUUAUCUGGACAUGAUAAUUUGAUUAAGUUUUAUGAUGCAUGUGAGGAUGCUCAAAACGUCUACAUUGUGAUGGAAUUGUGUGAAGGAGGCGAACUAUUAGACAGGAUACUAUCAAGAGGUGGAAGAUACACAGAGGAGGAUGCCAAGAGAGUAAUUUUGCAGAUAUUAAACGUUGUAGCCUUUUGUCAUCUUCAAGGUGUUGUGCAUCGUGAUCUGAAGCCUGAGAACUUUCUUUUCACUAAAAGAGAUGAAGAUGCUCCCCUGAAGGUUAUCGAUUUUGGUCUAUCAGAUUUUAUCAAACCAGAUCAACGUCUCAAUGAUAUUGUUGGGAGUGCAUACUACGUUGCACCUGAAGUACUACAUAGAUCAUACAAUGUUGAAGCAGACAUGUGGAGUAUUGGUGUCAUAACCUAUAUCCUGUUAUGUGGAAGCAGACCUUUUUGGGCACGCACAGAGUCUGGAAUCUUCCGCUCAGUACUGCGAGCAGAUCCUAAUUUUGCGGAUGCUCCUUGGCCAGGUGUAUCAGCAGAAGCCAAAGAUUUUGUGAGAAGACUUUUGAAUAAAGAUCAUAGAAAGAGAAUGAGUGCUGCACAAGCACUAAUUCAUCCUUGGCUGAGACUAGAAAAUUUUUCUGUUCCUUUGGAUAUACUAAUCUAUAAGUUGGUCAAGUCAUAUAUCCGAGCCUCACAUUUGAAACGUGCUGCACUAAAGGCUCUUUCAAAAGCUUUGACAGCACAAGAGCUGUUUUACCUCAAGGCCCAAUUCCAGCUUUUGGAACCAAAAGAUGGUUUUAUAUCACUUGAGAACUUCAGAAUGGCUCUCAUGAGACAUAUGACUGAUGCAAUGAGGGAAUCUAGGGUCUUUGAAAUUUUAAAUCUGAUGGAACCACUAUCGUAUACACAAAUGAACUUUGAAGAAUUUUGCGCUGCUGCAAUCAGUGUGUAUCACCUUGAAGCACAUGAAAAUUGGGAUCAAAUAGCAAGUACUGCGUUUGAGAAUUUCGAAAGAGAAGGAAACCGUGUAAUUUCUGUCGAAGAAUUGGCACAGGAACAGAACUUGGGUCCUACGGCUCAUGCUCUACUUAAAGACUGGAUAAGAACCGACGGAAAAUUAAACCUGCUUGGGUAUACAAAGUUCUUGCAUGGCGUGACAGUUCGCAGCACGAAUUCAAGGUUCCAUAGAUAGCAUCAAUCUCUAUGAAGGAGACUUCAUUAGUAGUAGAGUAGAUAAGUGCAUUUUUUCCAUCAGCUUUUUUUUUUUCUUUCCAUAUGUGCAGGGAUGGAUGAUUUUGAACUUUAUUUUUCAUUAUUUGAUUAAAGUUAAAAGUGCAGAGGGCAGUACAUCGUUUGGAUGAUCUCGAACUUGCAUAUUCUUUUGAAUGUUGCAAAUGAUUGUUUAUUCUUGUUUGUAAUACACGCGUGUCUAAACUUAACAGUUGUGCGGUUGAGUAAUCGAAUUCAAUGAUUUGUUGUUCACAACCUUGGUAAAUAUAAUCUUUCAUUUCCCCCCUA